AUGACAGCAAUGUUCUGCUCAAAAAGCCAGAGACUCUUGACAACAGCCAACGACUGCGACGAUGGCCCUCUUAUUUCUGUUGAUCUGCAAAAGCGGAGGGAGGCGACGCAUGUCCCUGCUCCAGCAGUCCGACCUGCUAGGGAAGCCCCAGCCCCGCCUCCAUGCCUGCGUGGAACCCAUCAGCGGAGGAGCCGGUCGAGCUCGCGGCCGACCGCCUCGCCUCCGCGCUCAAAGAUCGCCCGAGCUUUGAGCCCUCGUAACCGCCGCAUCGGCCUGGGCAUCGUCGGCGACGCCCUCGAGCACCAACCUCCACCGGUGCGCGUGGGUCCUCCUCGACGCAUGCAGCUUGGGCCUUCAACGUCGUCUGUAUAG
Molecule: messenger RNA, 372 nt
Organism: Triticum turgidum subsp. durum (durum wheat)
Lineage: Eukaryota; Viridiplantae; Streptophyta; Magnoliopsida; Poales; Poaceae
Source: the annotation of a GenBank genome assembly